CAACUGUCUUCUGUAACAAUUUACUCUUAUUUAUUACUUUAUAAUACGUGCGAGCAAAGUUCGUUUAUCAAGCUUAAUCGAGAAAAUGAAGUGCGUGACUCCUGAAAUUUCAUGGCACAAUCGUGAUCCGGUAUUAAGCAUCGACAUACAAAACGGUUCGUACAAAAAUAGGGAAGGACAAAUAUUUUGGAGAGUUGCAAGUGGAGGAGCAGAUUAUCAUGUUUUGAUUUGGCAUAUGACAAUAACAGAAUACAGCGGCGUUACUAUGAAUUGCAUGGCGGAUUUGGAACGUCAUCAGAAAGCAGUAAAUGUGGUGAGGUUUUCCCCAUCCAAAAAGAUUUUAGCAUCGGGAGAUGAUGAAUCUGUUAUUAUCUUGUGGAAAUUAAAGGAAGGAUGUGACAGUUCUUCAGAUACUGAAAACAAUGAACAAUGGGCUUCCUGGAAAGUAUUAAAAGGCCACCUUGAGGAUAUUUAUGAUAUCAGCUGGGCACCAAACUCUAAUUUUCUAAUCUCUGGUUCUGUUGAUAACACUGCUAUACUGUGGGAUGUUAAAAAAGGCCGUAAUAUAGCAAUAUUAUCAGAUCAUAAAGGUUUUGUGCAAGGAGUAUCUUGGGACCCUUGCAAUCAAUAUGUGUGUACUAUUAGUACAGACAGACAGUGCCGUUUAAUAGACAUUGCUAAGAAGAAAGUCGUUCAACGCGUCCAUAAAUCGAAAAUACCAACACCACCUGGUCACCCAUUGGAAGGGAAGGUCGUUCGUUUGUUUUACGACGACACAUUCAAGUCUUUUUUCCGUAGGCUAACUUUCACCAUAGACGGAUCGCUGAUUAUCGUUCCUUCUGGAAUAAUCGAGCCACAAGAGACUACAGGGAAUAUAUCGAACGCAACAAUCAUUUUCUCUAGACAUAAUAUAAAAGAGCCGAUAAUGAUCCUCCCUACUCAGAACGAAAUUACUAUAGCUGUAAGAUGCUGUCCUGUGUACUUUGAGCUGCGAAAGGACGGACCAGAUCCUACAAUAAUGUUGCCUUACAGGAUGGUAUUUGCCGUCGCGACACAGAAUUCUGUGUUAUUUUACGACACACAGCAAAUUUGGCCGAUCGGCAUGGUAUCGAAUAUUCAUUAUGGUAGACUGAAUGACAUUUCGUGGUCCAGCGAUGGGCGAAUUUUGAUUGUAUCCUCGAGCGACGGCUACUGUUCGAUAAUACACUUCGACGAGAAUGAAUUGGGUCAGAUUUAUACGGCGAAGGAGCCUAUAAAUCUGCCGAAAGAAAUACUCAAGAGCUCUGGCAAAAAAUCGUCGAACGUCGCAGUUAAAGACAGCGUGAGCAAGAACAAAGUCACGACAAUCGACGUGGAUGAAAGUGCGGUGGACAUCGAUAUCGUGAAGUAUAAUAUAGUCGCGAAAACGAAAGUUUAUCCUGAGAAGUCAUCCGAAAAAGCAUCAGACAAAAUCGUGCAAAAUCAGACUAAAACGACAAGGACAAGCAACGAUCCACAGCAAGGAAGCAAAUUGAACGAGGAGAUCGCCGGAGAAGAGACGGAAGAUAUCAAGUUGGUGUAUCACGAAGAUAGUACCAGCGAUGCGGCCAAGACGAAAGAGAAAGCCGCUUCUAAGAAGACCAAUGUCGCGCCGAUCAAGUGCAACAAAGCACCCAGAAGAGUGCAACUGAUAACUCUGUCGAGUCCGCGGGAGCCCGCGCUCAAGAAACAAUAGUUCAUUGUAAAAAGCGGAUAGAACUGUCUUAAGACUUUAUUGUGCGGAAGGGGAGUUUUAUCGUUUACAAUUGUUUUUAUAAUUAAGAAUAUUGCCAGAAAGGGAACACGGAUGUAUAAUUGUAUACUCAAGAUUAUAGAUCUAUUCAAAGUUGUAA
Harpegnathos saltator (Jerdon's jumping ant) is the source of this 1871-nucleotide messenger RNA. It is a transcript of the gene Caf1-105, whose product is annotated as chromatin assembly factor 1, p105 subunit. Gene Ontology annotation, biological process: nucleosome assembly; DNA replication-dependent chromatin assembly. Gene Ontology annotation, molecular function: protein binding. The record is from RefSeq and is a predicted model, not a curated record. The coding region runs from base 86 to 1714 and encodes 542 amino acids. NCBI's taxonomy places the organism in Eukaryota, Metazoa, Arthropoda, Insecta, Hymenoptera, Formicidae. The transcript is spliced from 6 exons. Gene Ontology annotation, cellular component: nucleus; CAF-1 complex.